CGUGCACGCGACUGGCAUCAUGGCGGAGCGGAUUACAGAUGUGUACAAACAAAUAAAGAAAGCAAGACGAUGUCACAAGGAAGUUAAAACAUCCAGUCGAGUGUCUGAAGAUAAUCGAAAUGUUGCUUUGCCUAAAAACAAUCCAAGUGAUUUACAAAUUCUGAAAGAGUUCGACUUGGCCUUGGAAUUUGGACCUUGUGCAGGUAUUACACGUCUAGAAAGGUGGGAGAGAGCUUUUAAACAUGGAUUUGAUCCUCCAUUGUGCGUUAAAGACAUUUUGAUAAAGCAUCAGGAUCACAAACAAUAUAAUCAUUGCUUGUGGAAUGAUUAUGAUAUAUAACAGAUUUGGUUCCAUACUGGAAAAACUCUGGAUCAAGGAUGUAACUGCAACUCUUACACUCCAGCUUCAGGAUUUAAACAUAAAGAUGUACGUGUAAAUAUGUUUUCAAGGUAUUUCUUUUUACUGUUAUUAAAGUAUAAGUUACUUUUAAAUCAUGCAUAUUUCUUUACAAAUGUUUUGUAAAUUUCCUUUAUUUUUAUUAUUAUAAUUCAAAUUAUAAGGAAACAGAAUUAUGUUUCUGAUAUUGCUGCAUUUGCCUAUUACUGUUUUAAUGGCGUAUUCUCAUUUAAAUGUUCUUGUUUGUUCUCUUCAGCAAUUGAUAGAUUUUAAUGUUUCCCACUCCCACCAUCCUAAGUAAUGAAAAAUCUUUGUUACAUCAGCAUUUGCCUUAAAACAACCAACAGGCAUGUUUCUAACCCUCUGGGGACGUUAUGAAGCAAGGGUAGAUAAUUGCUAACAGGCAAUCAAGGACAGGUGUCUUCCCUCCAUAGUUAUAAAACUGUGUCUAAACCCCACAAUGUUGCAGGGGUUUCUUUGUCCCUGUUUUAUGGCCUCAGGGGUAAAGCAGCAUACAUGUGUUCUGGACAUCACAUUUCACCUUCAGUACCAAAUGUUGCCUGGGCAACCACUUUACGCUUGUUUUAUAAAUAAGGCAUAAGAAUGGUAGAUCCUCUUUAAUAUGAAUGCAUAAUUUUAUAGAUUCCUCAGUUAAAAUUAACAUUUUAAAAAAUAAAAAUUAAGUAUAUUUGCAGGAUACACUUCUAUCUUAUGUGUAAAUAUUUUUAAAAAAGAAAAUCAUAGAAUGCCUGUGUACACUACAAGUUCAAGCAGCAUAUAAUGUGUAGAUUAUAUUAUACCUUAGAAAAUGGUGCUCAUUGGCCUUGCUUUUGUAUUCUGAAAUAAUUCAUGAGAACCUGUGCCUUUUCUUUUACCUUUUGUGACUGCCAUGUUAUAGGCAGCAAUUUAUAAAACUCAGAUUUAAUACAGUUUUGAAGAGUGUAUUUUAUAAAUAUGAGAGAUGAGUUUUACAGAAUGCUGCUAAAAGUUAAAAAACUUUGAAAACCUUUUCAUUUACUGGUUUCAAGGAACAAUGCAUUUCAAAAUUUAAAUGUCAUUGAAAUGUUGUAUUCAGACAAAUUUUUUUAUGUUCAAAAUCUUUUUUCAUCACAAAAUGCAUAUUGUUGAGAUGCAUGGUUUAAAAGUAUUAAAGUAUAAAAUCCA
Messenger RNA from Pomacea canaliculata, 1561 nucleotides. RefSeq names its product DNA polymerase delta subunit 4-like. Gene Ontology annotation, biological process: DNA synthesis involved in DNA repair; DNA-templated DNA replication. The coding region runs from base 20 to 340 and encodes 106 amino acids. The record is from RefSeq and is a predicted model, not a curated record. The transcript is spliced from 4 exons. Lineage: Eukaryota; Metazoa; Mollusca; Gastropoda; Architaenioglossa; Ampullariidae. Gene Ontology annotation, cellular component: delta DNA polymerase complex. Gene Ontology annotation, molecular function: DNA-directed DNA polymerase activity.